Messenger RNA from Closterium sp. NIES-65, 1527 nucleotides. Lineage: Eukaryota; Viridiplantae; Streptophyta; Zygnematophyceae; Desmidiales; Closteriaceae. The record is from the annotation of a GenBank genome assembly.
AUGAGUAAGAAUAAAGAUGAGCAGGCAUUGGAGGGGAGUGGAGGGAUCAGGUCGCACGAGCAGGGUGUGGGAGUAAAGAGUUCGAACGUGGAGAGCGAUGACGGACGAGGGAGUGGGGGGGAGGGUGGAGGGGGAGGAGAAGGAGGAGGAGGAGGAGGAGGAGGAGGAGGAGGAGGAGGAGGAGGAGGAGGAGGAGGAGGAGGAGGAGGAGGAGGAGGAGGAGGAGGAGGAGGAGGAGGAGGAGAGGAGGAGGAGGAGGAGGAGGAGGAGGAGGAAGGAAAGACCGCGACGAAAGAGGAAGCGAGAGGCAGCGCUGGUGACGCUUGCUCACCCACUGGGGAAACAGACAGGGCCAACCCUUCUCAACCCCUCACCCACUCACCCCAUCACCCCCUCACCCACUCACUUCUUCAAUCACUACCAGCUAGGACAUGCGACUCAGGAGCUGCAAUGAUGUGUGUACUGCGUCAUGAUGGGUGCACUCUCCUCAAUGCGUACGUUCCCUCUCCCGUGAGAGGGACCCACUCGUCCCGUCUUCCCACUCUCUUCCCUCUUUCUUUCCCCACUGCUCCCAGCAUUCUCUCUCACUCUCCGCACCCGUCCCCCCCUUCCCCCCCCUCCUCCCCCUGUCCGCCGCCCAGCAACCGCAGCGGUGGAGAGGUGGUGGGGUGGAGUACAGGAGCGGGGAGGGUGCCUGACUGGCCUCAGAAUAGCCACGUGUUUGAAGUAGUGUUUUGUUUUGAGCCCUCUCAAAACCCCCCCUUAAAGCGGUGGAGAGGUGGUGGGGUGGAGUACAGGUGGGCGGGGGGGCGGGUGCCUGACUGGCCUCAUACUCCUCCUCGUCCUAUCUCCCGUCACGCUUCCCAGGUGACUUUUGAGUCGACUCAAAAGUUCAGUGGAGAGGCGGUGGGGUGGAGUACAGCGGGGCGUGGCGGGUGCCUGACUGGCCUCAUAAUCCCCCUCGUCUUAUCUCCUGCCACGCUCCCCCUCACCCCCUUCACCCUCUUCCCCCCCUUCCCCCCCCUUCCCCCCCUUCCCCCCCUUCCCCCCCCUGUCCCCCCAUUCCCCCAUUUCCCCCUGCCCACCUUCCCUCCACCCAUCCUGUGGGAGCAGGAGGAGGAGCGGCGCCGGUUCAGGGAGAAGAGUUUACAGCAUGACAUGCAAAGACACGAGGGUGCAGAGGACCUAGAUGCAGAGGGAGCAGCGCGCAUGACCCACCGCCUCUCCCAAGCCAUGCUGCACCGCGUGCGCUCCGCCACCCCCCGCCCCCCGCCCCCGCCCUCCACACCCCCCCGUUCCCCCUCUGCCGCCCCCCACCCGUCCUCCACCCCCCCACAUGCCUCCGCGCAAGAAGCAAGAAGGGGAGGUGCAGGGGGGGGGGAGGGAAGUGAGACCGGUGGUGGUGUGGGUGUGGAUGCUGGAAAAGGGUUCAGAGGAGGUGGAAGAGGAGGAAGAGAGGGAGCAGCAUCAGCAGGACGGGGAGGAGAGUAUAAGCCAGAGAUGUGGGUACCUCCUGGGUCCUCUUAA